AUGGAGAGUGGGAGCAGGAGAACAGAGAGUCCAAACGGCUUCGAAUCGGGGGAAACAGACGCACAGCUGCUGAGCAUACAAAAAGAACUGGAGGCACUCAAGCAGCGGCGAAUCGCUCUAGAGGAACAACGGAAGAAACUCCUCAGCAGUUGCGGAUCCACUACCGCAGACUCUAUCACUCAUAAUAACACACAGCUCACGCGGGCCAACUCAUCACGUGCGGUGGACCGCUCAGUCUACAGCCAUAGCAGUCGUAUCCCAUCUGAGGCGGAACGUUUGAGGAAUAUGAAGAAGAAUGUUUUUAGUGAGAUGAAGGAGUCCAUGCGUAAGAGUUGGGAACGCGAUAGCGCAUUGGUAAUGGGGACAUUUCUAGUAGAGGAUAAUCCCCGCGCGUGUACAUUUGGCCGAGAGCGUCGUUUUGUACCAAUAGCGGAUCACAAGGGACAUUAUUACCUCAGUACGGAUAUGGAACUCAUGCAAGCACAGAAAAAUAAAAUGUUGAACAAUAUCACAGCCUCCUCUCGUGGUGGACGAGGAAUGAAUGUUUCAAAUCAUUGGAAUGAUCUUAAGUGUAGUGGGCCGCCAGGUCCUGGUGCCUAUACACCACGAUAUGGUAAGUUGGCGAAACCUUCUAUCCUUGCAAGACGUUGA
Trypanosoma theileri is the source of this 651-nucleotide messenger RNA. RefSeq lists its product as uncharacterized. The record is from RefSeq and is a predicted model, not a curated record. The transcript has a single exon. Lineage: Eukaryota; Euglenozoa; Kinetoplastea; Trypanosomatida; Trypanosomatidae. The coding region runs from base 1 to 651 and encodes 216 amino acids.